This is a messenger RNA of Ziziphus jujuba (common jujube), 2034 nucleotides long. RefSeq lists its product as uncharacterized. The transcript is spliced from 3 exons. The record is from RefSeq and is a predicted model, not a curated record. Bases 595 to 1506 code for a protein of 303 amino acids. Lineage: Eukaryota; Viridiplantae; Streptophyta; Magnoliopsida; Rosales; Rhamnaceae.
UUUCGCUCUCCGUCGUCGUCUGUGGUUCCAUUUUCGCAAAAACAAAAAAAGCCAUUUUCGUCUUCCUUUCCUUCCUUCCCUCCUCGUCUCUUCCAUCCUACCCACCCCAAAAACAAAAUAAAACAUUUCCAGGAAAAUCACCAAUCUCUGAAAAACAAAACCGAAGAAUUUGGAAAACAGAAAACGUUCUUAUUUUUUAUUUUUAUUUUUAUCUAAUCUUUUUAUUUUUUUCUAUUCUUUUUUUAUGUUUUAGUUUUUCGGAAGCGUGAAAGAAUUUUUCUAUAAAUUUUCCGCUGUAUCAUAUUCAAAUUCAAAUUCAAAUGGUUAGGCGUUACGCCAAAUUCUUGUGAAUUUGGAUAAAUAUUAAAAAAAAAAAAUUCCAAUUAUUAUUAUUAUUAUUUUUUUUUACGCUGAUGAUGGUGAUUGUUACCGCCCUAAAUCACUGAGUAGGAGGAGGAGGAGGAGGAAAAGAAAGAAGAAGAAGGAGCUGCCUGUGAUUAGAGGGCGGAGAGAGAGGUGGAGGUGGUGGCUUUGGAGGAAACGACGCCGUUGUGGGGUGGUUGUGGAGGAUUAGGAGGAGAAGGAGGAGGGGGGAUGGAUUGCCGUGUAUGUUUGGCCGGCGGGGAGCUAUGGUUGAAAGGUCAGAUCGGUGGUGGUUUAAGCCAUGAAAGCGAACACGACCUCGCCAUUAUGGUCUCUGAUUUCUUGGAAAACGGUAGCGCCGGUGCCGAAUCUUGGUGUAGCAGCGACAGCGAUUCCGGUCUCUCCGAUCUCUCCCACCUCGCCGAUAAGAUUCCCUUUUGUAAGCAUCCGGUGGCGCAGUAUGAGAGUGACUUAAAGUCGGUGGUUCAUUCUCUUAUACUUUCAAUCAACGACAAGGAGCUUGAUUUCGUCAAAUCAGGUCCUUGUAACGCCAGCUGCAUCAGAUUCUCUCUGGUUAAGCUUCUGAGGUUAUCUGGAUACGAUGCCGCUGUAUGUUCAUCGAGAUGGCAAGCUGCUGGCAAAGUUCCUGGAGGGGAUCAUGAAUAUAUUGAUGUGGUCAACCAUAAUGGAAGUAAUAGCUCCGAGCGUUUGAUCAUAGACAUUGAUUUCCGUAGCCAUUUUGAAAUAGCUAGAGCUGUUGCUUCGUACGACAAGAUAUUAAAUUCUCUGCCGGUUGUCUAUGUGGGUUCUUCGAGUAGAUUGGAACAGUUUCUUCAAGUUAUGGUUGAAGCUGCUAGAUCUUCUCUCAAGCAGAACUCCAUGCCUCUUCCUCCAUGGAGAUCGCUUGCUUAUCUACAAGCGAAAUGGCAAUCACCUUACCAGAGAAACUUCUACCCAGAUGAGCAGAACGUUAUUGGAGCCAACCCUUUUGAUCACAACCAAUGCUCUGGCCAUCUGAAGAGGUUGCAGUCUCUGCUUCAAUCUGAAAUUGAAGCAGAGAGAUUUUUGAAACCCAUAAGCAAUGACAGUGGUUGGAGAUUGAAGAACGAGAGGCGGAGACAUUCUUUAUUCAGAACUCUUUGAGUGAGAGAGAUGUACAGAUUCGGAUUUUUGGCCUUUUGAAAAACAGAAGAGAAGAAAAUUUACUUUUUGUGAGAGAUCGAAUUGUAUUGCGGCUCUAGAAAGAAAUUUUUUUUUUUUUACUUACCUCAUCCGAGAAUUCUUGAUAAAUGGUAUCAUCCAAACCAAAAGUUAAAAGCAAAAUAAGCCAUUUUAAUGGUGGAGAAAUAUUUCACAAUUUUUUUUUACUGGGGGUUCAUAUACGGUUUUACUCUUUUGUCUUUUUUAUCGUGUGUUUGACAUCAAGCAACAGUAUCAAGGUAUUGGAAACGGCUAAUACCGCUGAAGGGUUUUCAAAGGGUUUUCAAUAUUCACAAGCUGAAUUGGUUCUUAUUUGGUGUGGUUAUGGCGGUGCGUCAUUUUAUAUACUUGGAUUUUGUUUUUGUUUUUGCUUUUGGAAACCCACGUUGAUGUAAUAUUUCCUUUGCCUCUAUUAUUUUUGUGGCACAGGGAAAAUUUUGUCACUAUAUAUCUCAUAUUUUAUUGUUCUUA